Molecule: messenger RNA, 1467 nt
Organism: Mus musculus (house mouse)
Lineage: Eukaryota; Metazoa; Chordata; Mammalia; Rodentia; Muridae
Product: PRAME family member 8-like
Exons: 3
Coding region: 22-1467 (481 amino acids)
Source: RefSeq, a predicted model, not a curated record
CUGAUUGGAGACCUUAAGAAGAUGAAUGUUCAUACCCCACCCACACUCCAGAAGCUGGCAAUUCAGACUCUGGUGAGAGAGGAGGCUCUAGGCAUGUCUGAUCUGGAGGAGAUGGCCCAUGGACUCUUCCCAGCACAUUUCAAGGAGGCCAUUGAUGGCAGGUAUAUCAAGCUCAUAAAGGCAUUGGUGAUAGCCUGGCCUUUCCACUGUCUCCCUGUGGGGGCAUUGAUGAGGACUACUGACCUGGAAACAUUGCAGGCUGUGCUAGAUGGAGUAGACAUUCGUCGAACCAUAGGGUUUCACCCCAGGAGGAAAAAACUACAGUAUCUCGACCUGAGGAAUGUGCACCAUAGCUUCUGGAACAUAUGGACUGAUUCAGAGGACAGUGACUAUUCAGCAGAGAUCUUGGAUGAAAAGAAAGCCCUGCAGGUCCGUCCCAGAUAUGCACUGAGGCAGCGUCUGAAGGUCACAGUUGACCUGUGCAUCAGGUCCUGCCUUGAUGAAGCACAAACAUGGUUCUUGCAGUGGGCCCAGGAGAGAAAGGGCUCCCUAUAUUUCUGCUGUACAAAGAUGAAAAUCUGGACUCUGCCAGUAAAAGCUCUCAGACAUAUCUUCCACAUUUUUGAUCCAGAGCACAUCAUGGAGUUAGAACUAAACACUGAAUGGACUCUUUUAGAGUUGACACAUUUUGCCCCCUAUUUUGGGCAGAUGAGAAAUCUUUGCAAAGUAUUCCUGGCACCCCUCCACAAAAUCGACUUCCAUUUACCCAAUAGAACAAGAGUCACCGAAGUCAAGUGUAUCAACAAGUUUGUUUCUCAGUUCUCCAAAUUCAACUGUCUGCAGCAUCUUUUCAUGUUCUGUGUCCAUUUUCUCAGAUCCCAGAUGAAUCAGGUCCUAGGGUGCUUGAUGACACCCUUGAAGACCUUCUCCAUUACUUACUCCCUGAUUUCACAGAGAGAUUUGGAUUCCUUUGCCUGCUGUCAGAGCCUCUUUCAGCUAAAACAUCUGGAAUUGAGAGGUGUGGUCUUACUGGAUUUGGAUCUUAUGCCUCUGAGAGGUCUCCUCAUGAAAGUGGCAGGCACUCUUGAGACUCUGGAUUUGCAGGGGUGUAGGAUGAAGGACUCCCAGCUCAGUGUCCUCCUACCUGCAUUCAAACAAUGCUCUCAGAUCUCCAAUAUCAACUUCUACAACAAUGAAUUCUCCAUGCCCUUCCUGAAGGACCUUUUGCAGCACACAGCCAACUGGAGCAAGAUGAAUGUGGAACAAUACCCUGCCCCUCUGGAGUGCUAUGAUGAAUUUGCUCAAGUCUCUGUAGAAAGAUUUGUGCGACUUUGUCAGGAUCUCAUGGAUACACUGAGGGCAAUAAGGCAGCCCAAGAACACCUCCUUUGCUACAGAUAUCUGCCACACAUGUGGGGAGCGCUGGGUCUUUGACCAGGUGGCCAACCUUUGUCGUUGCUGGCAGUAA